This is a messenger RNA of Populus trichocarpa (black cottonwood), 702 nucleotides long. Its product is annotated as histone-lysine N-methyltransferase SUVR4. The transcript is spliced from 4 exons. Gene Ontology annotation, molecular function: protein binding. Bases 1 to 702 code for a protein of 233 amino acids. The record is from RefSeq and is a predicted model, not a curated record. NCBI's taxonomy places the organism in Eukaryota, Viridiplantae, Streptophyta, Magnoliopsida, Malpighiales, Salicaceae.
AUGUUGGGCACAAUAUUUAAAAGAUUGUCUUUUGAGGCCUUGCCUUGUACAUGUGCUGCAGAAACUAGUGGUGUUUUUGUUUACACGCUGGAGGAAUUGCUUAAGGAAGAAUUUCUGGAUGAAGCCAUAGCUGUGUCUUCGGAUCCUCAAAGAAAACACUUCUACUACUGCGAAAUCUGCCCACUGCAGAAUGACCGGCAACAGAAUCUUGGGAAAAUAAAACGAUGCAAGGGCCAUUUAAGUAGGAAAUUUGUAAAAGAGUGUUGGAGUGAAUGUGGAUGCAAUAAGAAGUGUGGAAAUCGUGUUGUCCAACGAGGGAUACAAGAACUUUAUGAGCGAAACAAUGAAAGGGCUGCUAAGAAGGAGAGGCAUUCUUAUCCAGCGCUGCUGGAUGCAGACUUGGGCUCUGAAAGGACACUGGAAGGUGAAGAGGCCCUUUGCUUGGAUGCAACGGAAUUUGGAAACAUUGGCAGGUUUAUCAAUCACAGGUACUUCCAUAGCCCUCUUCUUGCUUUUUUCGCAACUAGAGAGAUUGAGCCGAUGGAAGAGUUGACAUGGGAUUAUGGUAUUCAGUUUGAUGAUAACUAUCAUCAAUUUAAAGCAUUCAAGUGCAAAUGUGGAAGCAUGCGCUGCCAUGACAAGAAAAGGAAGGAAAUUAUCAUGAAGAUCUCUGAAUCGAAUAUGUAUGUUAUGGUAGCCUAA